Messenger RNA from Calliphora vicina (urban bluebottle blowfly), 1288 nucleotides. RefSeq lists its product as uncharacterized. The record is from RefSeq and is a predicted model, not a curated record. The transcript has 2 exons. Bases 130 to 1098 code for a protein of 322 amino acids. Lineage: Eukaryota; Metazoa; Arthropoda; Insecta; Diptera; Calliphoridae.
UUCAAACAUAAUUUUUAAAUAGCAAAAAUAAAACAUAUUUUUUAUCUAUAACUUUUAAAGGAACUCUUUAAAAAAAAAGGAAAUUCGUUAGAAAAUAAAUCUAAAAAUUAGUUUAAAACUAAGUGCAUAAUGGAUGAUGAAUUGUACCGUCAUAAGUUAAGAAACCAAUUCAUGGGUCACAUAAAAUAUCCAAAAUUACAACAAAAUAGUCGCCAUGAUUGUUUAACAGAAUUACCAGCACAAACAUUCAAAGAACCGACACUGAAAACUCCUCAAAAAACCCAUGAAUUCGAAGCAAACCUUACCGCCAAGCAACGAAAUUUAAAUCCAGCAACGGCCAGUGGCGGUGAUGCUGACCGAAUGUUGUACUAUCCCCAUUAUGUCGCCCAGCUCAAUGGUGACUCCUUUCGGCAACGUAACAUGAAUGAUAACUACUCUCUAAAACAAUUGCCAACUAAUCUCAAACCAUCUGCUCCAGCUUUAAACGCCAAUUCUUCUCGAAAAUAUCAAACAACACCAGUCUUAGAUGACUGCAUUGGCGAUCAUCGUUAUCUUUACGAAAACGAUUCAAAUUUGGGUGGUCUUGGCAAUGGCUCAGAAGAUAGCGCAAAAAGUCAAAAGUCAUCCAAAACGGUAGUAAGUCGCAAAAGUUCCCAUGACUUACGAAAAAUGGUUACCUCACAAUGUAAACUUCACGAUGUAAUUGAUGAGACUCUGAAGCAAAUGUGUAAGACGGAAGCAGAUACCACGGUGGAAAAUAAUGCCUGUGGAUUGCAAGAACAUCAAUCCGCCCAGUAUCCUCUUACACUGAGUCAAUGCAAACGUUGCACUGAUCGCAUACACACAGUGCAAUCACAAAAAGAUGUCAUGACAGAAAUUGGAAAAGAAGACUUCUUGGACUGCCGGAAUACCGACACUUUGACCAUAUCCCUAGAUGAUGUUGUCAAUUCGAAAGUUAUUAAUCCCAUGAUUCGUAAACUACAGCGCAUGUACUUGAAUAAUCUGAAAGAAGAAAUGUCUCUUAUGGAAGAUUUGGAACGGAUGCCAUACAAAGUAAGUGAGGUCUAUAAAGCGGUAAUAUUCAAGAAAAAGGAUUAAUAUCGACUAUAUACUAAAAUCAUUGUGCCGAUUAUAUAUUACACAUUUUUUAGUUUUUCGACGUAUCGCUAUUUAAAAUUUAUGUUAUGGAUUCCAUAAUUUAACAUGAAAUGGUUCAAAUUUUGGAAAUUUAUAUUUUUUAUAGAACAUAAAUAAAAUGAAAGCUAAAAAAACAAUGUUCAUUAUUGCA